Messenger RNA from Misgurnus anguillicaudatus (oriental weatherfish), 2412 nucleotides. RefSeq names its product microtubule-associated protein, RP/EB family, member 2 (gene mapre2). The record is from RefSeq and is a predicted model, not a curated record. NCBI's taxonomy places the organism in Eukaryota, Metazoa, Chordata, Actinopteri, Cypriniformes, Cobitidae. Gene Ontology annotation, molecular function: microtubule binding.
GACAGGAAGACACACACACACAUACACGCACACUUACGUACAGUUACAUGCACGCACACACCCGGGAUUUACUGAGAACAAGCAGAAGGCAGGGAGAAAAACCCCCGACGUCCCUUUCCUCGUCCGUUCGUGUAUUUCACAGAGCCAAAUGCCCGGUCCGACACAAGCUCUGUCCCCCAAUGGCGAAAACAACAACGACAUCAUUGCGGACAACGGGACCAACAUCAUUCCCUAUAGGAAGAACACAGUACGCGGCGAGCGCGCCUACAGCUGGGGGAUGGCGGUCAAUGUGUAUUCUACCUCAAUCACUCAGGAGACUAUGAGCAGGCAUGACAUCACUGCAUGGGUGAAUGAUCUGCUCUCUCUGAACUACACUAAAGUAGAGCAGCUCUCGUCAGGAGCGGCGUACUGUCAGUUUAUGGACAUGCUGUUUCCUGGCUGCAUCAGUCUUAAGAAAGUGAAGUUUCAGGCCAAACUGGAGCACGAAUACAUCCACAACUUCAAACUCCUGCAGGCCUCCUUCAAGAGGAUGAACGUCGACAAGAUCAUCCCUGUUGAGAAACUAGUCAAGGGACGAUUUCAGGACAACCUGGACUUCAUUCAGUGGUUCAAGAAGUUCUUUGAUGCCAACUAUGACGGGAAGGAAUACGACCCGGUCCAGGCCAGACAGGGUCAGGAUGCAAUUCCUCCUCCAGAUCCCGGAGAGCAGAUCUUCAACCUGCCGAAAAAAUCCCUCCACGCCGCCAGUUCCCCCACUGCAGGAGCCACUAGAUCAACCACUUCAACCCCUAAAUCCUCCACCUCCACAUCUCGACCCUCCUCUGCUAAAAAGUUCCCAGUGACGACAUCGACCCCCGCUAAAGGAGAGAAAGAGCUGGAAGCCCAAGUAACACAACUAAAUGAACAGCUCAACACAAUAAAGCUGGCCCUGGAAGGUGUGGAGAAGGAGCGGGAUUUUUACUUCGGGAAGCUGCGUGAGGUUGAGCUUUUGUGUCAGGAGCAGGGUCAGGACAACGGGCCGUUCGUGGAGAGACUCAUGGAGGUGUUGUACUCUGCAGAUGACCAGGAGGCCGGUGGGGAAGAGCACGAGGCUCCCGCGCAGGAGGAGGAUGUCCCAGACGACACACAAGAUGAAUACUGAACAGCUGUCAAUCAAACGAGAUAGCCGGACACACGCACUCGGCCAGGGAACUCUUUUGGGUUUUGCAUUUUCAUCCAAAUCGUUACGGUUUAUUUUGCAUUUGCUCUCUUGAUGAAGGACUGAGACGAAUCGGCCAAAUAAUCAAUUAUAUAUUUUGUCCUCGUUACUGUUUUUAUUAUAUAUAAUGUUAUUGUUGCUAUUAUAACAUAUAUAGCAACUUGGUAUUAAUGAAAAUGACACUAAAAUUACUCUGAAAGCUUCCUACACUGUGUUGUAACCAGACACGAGCAAUUCAUCUGAUGCAAAACCACAAAAAAGCUAAUCAGAACACAUUUGAUGUUCUGUUACGUGAAUGAUUUUGAGAUCUUGCAGUGGGCGGAGCUAUCUCGCAUCAUGCCGCAAAAGAGAAACUAAGCUAAAUGUUUAAGAUAACAUUACAAAAGUGUGCAUCUAUUGAUGCUUUGUGUCGUGUCUGGUUAGCACACGCUGCACUGGUUGAAGGAAAGCCCAUCUCAUGUCACGAUUUUACACGAGUAAACUGUAGCAAACGGUCUUUAGGUAGAAACCAUGGUGUUAGCAUGGUAAAAUAGUUUUGCCUGACUUAAAUUUGUGUUUUAAGCAUUGGAGUUUAAUGCAUACUGGCUCUAUGCAUAGGAAUAUAAACUCACGUCACUUAAAUAUCAAUUUUAGCCUCAAGUUUUAUUAUAAUGUAUUUACUAUUUUUUUGGCUCAAUGUGUCUCGACUUCACAGGGGUGGAAACCAAUGACAGUGUUUAUUAGACAGCGUUUUAAUUUUGUACUGUGCAAUCUGUAUUCUGCAUCAAGUCAUUUAUUUUGUAUGUACAGUUAGCAGCCAUCAUCUGAAGAAAACAAUGCAUAUUGAAGUUUUUUUUUUAUGUUGUACUAAAGCACAGGUCUUAGCAGCUCAACAAUAUUCUCUGUGAUCUCUGUCAAUAUUCUCCACAGGUCAAUGCUUAUGUCAUUUAUUAUUGUGUACAAUGAGAAAAGGAAUGUAAACAUAUGUACUGUUAAUAAUUAUAAAUAGACAAAUGUUGUUCUUUUUAUUACCCUCACGGUAUCUCCCCUUAUGCAUUCCCCAGAUGUGUUGCAUGUUUGCAUUUUAUUUGUGAAUAACUUGACCUGCUUUUUACAUAUUUAAUAAAAAAAGUAAUAAAAACACUGUUAAAUGUUUUUUGUAUGAUUAACUUGAUGUUUUACAUUUCUGGAGAUAUGAAUAGACUUGCCCUAAUAAACUCUUCACUUCAAAUGUG